UGUGGCUUUCAGUUCAAAUUUGACUAGCAGCAGGCAACUCCUUGUGUAAGACAAUCCAAAUUUUUGAUCCAAAUCAUCAAAAAAUUCAACAGUAAAAUGUGGGAAAUACGCCAAGAAAUUGAUUUAGAAACAUCGGUAAAGAUAUCACCGUUCUGCUAUAAUUGGCAAUCGGUUUGCUGGUUUAUGCUCAAGGGCCUUGACUUGUGGAGAUUCUUAGUAUGGGAUCGAUCCGCGACUUACCUGGUGAUUCUUACGAUUUUCCUGAUAGGACUCUCUUAUAUGGCAUUUAAAUCAUUCAAGCGCCGGUGGAAUGAAGUGCCCAUGUCGGAGAUCCAAUCACUGAGAGAUCGUGUUCAGUUCGUAAGCCAGGAUAUGGUCAUGUUGCAAGAUGCCCUCAAUGCGGCUAUAGGGCCCCAGCUUCUGGAAACUAAUUCUGAAGAGGUUGUAAACAAUGUAAUUGGUGCCUUGUAUGAGAGCGAGACCAAAAAAGAACGAGAUAGUUCUCCAGGACCUAAGGAUCGAGAAACGAUUGUUGAACCAACUUCUGCAGACCAAGAGAAUAAUGAACCGGAUCCCGAGAUUCCAGAACCUGAGAUUCCGUUACCUAAGCCUCAAGAAGUUCCUUUGGUGAAACAUAGGGUGCACUUUGAAGAGAAUUCCCUAGUGACGCAACCUUGUGUCCUGAAGAAGCCCAUUAUAAAACCAAAACCCAAACGGAAGAUAUCCAAGAAUACACAUGACUUAAAAGAUAACUUAGACGUGCCAAGAGCCUUUAAUCAGAGCAAUAUGCGUAAACGUGCAAUUAUGUCAGUCCCGACUCCAGGAUGGAAAAUAUAAAUUACUUUUUAUGCUUGUCAUAGAAAAGUAAACAGAUGCACCUUGUUAAAUAAAAUGAUUUGUAAUUUUUUGGUAUCAUGACAUCCUUAAA
This is a messenger RNA of Drosophila subpulchrella, 928 nucleotides long. RefSeq lists its product as uncharacterized. The transcript is spliced from 2 exons. The coding region runs from base 97 to 837 and encodes 246 amino acids. The record is from RefSeq and is a predicted model, not a curated record. NCBI's taxonomy places the organism in Eukaryota, Metazoa, Arthropoda, Insecta, Diptera, Drosophilidae.